AUGGGAAGGGCCAAGAAAUCUUUGAGAGACCUAUCGCGACUCUCUAGAUGCCCACUUUUGGAAACUCUAGUCCCGUCUUCAGUGCUAGCCACGUCCUCAGACACGCAAGAACCAGGGACAUGGGUGACCUCGCCAGAUCUAACGGAAUAUGGACUGCCAUACCCACUAGAAGAAAUUCAAAGCACGACGUUCUUCCUUAUCGCAAACCCAGGGUUGAACUCGAGCGUGCUGUUCCGUGCCGAUAUCCUGGCUGAUAGUGAUGCAGAGAUAGAGACGUCUCAACAAGCAGUGGAAUCUUGCCCUGCUCGCCAUGUGGCCGGGUUCGAACUGAGCAGGACGGUAGUGAGGAGGUUGAUUCCUAGAAAUCCCCAGCUUGAUCGGCCGUUGGAACAGACGUGCCACUUCUACAUAUCCGCGACUUCUCCCACUGCAGAGUCAGAGCCUAGCAGGAAACGGUUUCUGGUCGUUUAUACGCCGCACGUCUCCUCGAAGGAGGAGUUACCGUACUACCACCCAUGCCUCCAGUCCUUGGCUUUGCUAUACGAGUGCGAGAACACUCUUCAUAUGCCCGGCGCAGAAUCAACAUCUGGAGAAACUCCCCAAACAAAUGAAACAGAACCAGGAACGGGCACAGGCAUAAUGUCCAUCCAUUUCCUGCCCUACCCAGCCGAAUCAAUCCACAACCGCUUGGAACGCACUCUAGGUAACCUCCUAGAAGUGCAAAUCCGGGUCACGAGAGGCCGUCUUCUCAAUGCCAAAACUGCAUCCCAAACGGUGCAACCCAUUAAUAUUAUAGCCCCCAUCAAGGAUAACGUGAUCCCCCGUCAUCGUGUCCAGGAUACUUACUCGCGACUUAAGGCCAAGUACGCGGUAGAUCUGUCUUCUCGCUGGGUUGAGAGCACGGAACCAAGCAAGCACGUCUUCGAAGACUUGGGGGUUGCGGCCUUUUUGGUGGAGUUAUGGCGGGAUAUGUAUGGUUGUGUUCCUGCGGAUGAACAACAGGGACAGACCUCAACACCUAAUGUUGACAGCUCAAAGCAAGCAAAGGCAAAGCCUCAAUUUCCGGGAUUCGUAGACAUCGCCUGCGGAAACGGCGUACUCGUCUACACCCUCCUCAAGGAAGGAUACCCCGGCUGGGGCUUCGACGCGCGCCGCAGGAAAACAUGGAGUAUUUUCCCCGCCGAUAUACAAGAGCGUCUAAAGGAGGAAAUCUACAUCCCGGAGCCUUUUGCAGACAUACUUUCCCUACGAGACGACGACCGUGACCAGCUAUUAUCAGUAUCAAUGUCACCCUCACCCUCACCCUCGCCAUCCCUCUCCACGCUCCACAAAAACACCUUCAUAAUAUCCAACCACGCAGACGAACUCACCCUUUGGACACCCCUCCUAGCAGCCCUCCUCAAUCCAGCCUCCCCGCCCCCAUUCCUCGCAAUCCCAUGCUGCUCGCACGCCCUGUCCGGUGCAAGGUAUCGAUACCCCGCUCAAAAAUCAUCCACGCCAGAAAAGAACGACCGGAAACAAGAAGUACCGUCUUCUGCACCAGAAAUAGAAACAGGAGGCCUAGCCUCUCUCCGCAAAUUACGUCUCACAGAGCAGAACCAGCACAGCGCGUCGUUCGGCACAUCUACCUACGGCGCACUUACGGAUAAGCUGGUUGCUAUAUCGACUGAGGCUGGGUUUGAUGUGGUCAAGACGUUGUUGAGGAUCCCGAGUACGCGGAAUAUUGGUGUUUUGGGGUCGUUCUCUGCAAAGUAUUCCACCGAGAGCGAUGGGAAUACGAGCCCUGGUGCGGAUGCGGAUGGAAAAAGUGUCGAAGAGGAGGUUCGGGAUCGGAUUAAAUCGGUUGUAGAGAGGGAGUGUGCCCGUGAUGGAGGGAUUUAUCUUUCUGCGAAGAGUUGGGUUGCUAGAGCUAAGGGGUUGAGAGCGGGAGUUGGUGGUAAUGCGCAUGGGCAUUAG
Messenger RNA from Aspergillus puulaauensis, 1956 nucleotides. RefSeq names its product tRNA (uracil) methyltransferase (gene trm44). The record is from RefSeq and is a predicted model, not a curated record. Gene Ontology annotation, biological process: tRNA methylation. The transcript has a single exon. NCBI's taxonomy places the organism in Eukaryota, Fungi, Ascomycota, Eurotiomycetes, Eurotiales, Aspergillaceae. Gene Ontology annotation, molecular function: tRNA (uridine) methyltransferase activity. The coding region runs from base 1 to 1956 and encodes 651 amino acids.